AUGGGUAGCUCUAAACCUGAGCUCACCUACCGGGGUGCUUACAUUCGUCCCAUCCUUCUUGUGUACACCGUCCUCAUGAUUCUUGGCAACUCCUACAACUGUGUCACCGAGCAGCAUCCACUCAUCAAAUACCACAGUUAUUCUAUUCUCUCCGUUCACAUUGUGGUAUUACUGGGUGUCAUUGUCAACACUCCGUUGGUCCUCCGAUGGGCCACUCUUGCUUUGAAGCUGUUCAUGCUUCUGUACAUCUGCAACUUCCUCGCUCUUCCUGUCAUCAUUGCCAGUUUCCGCUCGUCGGGAGCACUCAACCACGAGGGAACCUCUGAUUACUUCAUCGAAAAACUCCGUUGCUAUUUCAAGUACCGAGUGGUUGACCAGGAGCAAACCGAGAUGGAGAGGCAGUUUGACAUACAUACCAAAAAACAAAUCCUGCAUGUCUUCGGGGACAACGACACCAGACUAGAAGUGGAGGCAAUGUUCAAGGACCCCACCGACCGGAAGUACCUCAUGAAAGUAGCUGAUAGUGAGGAAUUCAAGAAAAUGGUGGAGCAAGGACUUCGCCCGGACAACUUCUUGUCGAGAGUCAUCUUCAAUAAGAUAACCGGAGACAUCUGCAGAAAAGAAUUGAUUCGUGCUGGCAUCUGGUCAGGAUAUGGGAUCGAGUUGGCUUGCCUUCUAACAAUCGGAUUGAUCUACAUCCUGCACUUCAUUAUCAAACGCCUUUGGCUCCACUCGCUCGACACUAACCACAUGCGUCAAGAAUUCGAGUACUAUUAA
Molecule: messenger RNA, 777 nt
Organism: Caenorhabditis briggsae
Lineage: Eukaryota; Metazoa; Nematoda; Chromadorea; Rhabditida; Rhabditidae
Exons: 2
Coding region: 1-777 (258 amino acids)
Source: RefSeq, a predicted model, not a curated record